CACUGCCAUCGAAUAUCUCUCUCCUCUGUAUUAAUUGCAUAUUAAUUACUAAUGUGACGUGUAUCAUACUGCAAUAAAAGGAUUGUCCCAUUGUAUCUACCAGUAUCGUCAAGAUACGGGAGAUGAUACCCCACAUGCUCUGACAACUCAUAUGUUGUGCUGCUCGCCAUGAUGAGCUUGCCCCAUAAAACCCUUGGGUUGUGAGAUAAUUGGGCUGGAGGUUGGGGGGCUUUUAAAUGGAAGAGCGUCGGAUCACCAAGGCUAAGCGGAGAUGAGCAGGGCGUGCCUAGUCGGUGCGAGCAGUGUGCCUCCGAUCGGUGCGACCGAUCGGGGAGGAGCGAAGCAUAUCCAAUCAAUGGGACCAACCGAAGAGUAGUGGAGUGCGCCCGAAGCACAUCUGAUCGGUGGGACAGACUAGGGAGGGGCGAAGCACAUCCAAUCAGUUGGAUUCAGUGAGACCGAUUAGGGAAAAGCGAAGCACAUCUAAUCGGUGGAACAGGAGGGGUGAAGCGCAUCUGAUCGGUGUGACUGACCGGGGAGAAGCAGAGCACAUCCAAUCGGUAAGUUCGAUCAGGGAGAGGCAAAACAUUCCCGAUUGGUAUGACCGACCGGGGAGGAUCAAAGUGUGCUUGGUCGGAGAAGCGAAACACGCCCGAUUUGCCUUGUGUUGACUCGUCUUAACCUUGACCUCCAUCUAAGCAUGAUGCUUGACCUUUGGGGACAUACGUGGCGGCUUCCAAUACUCACUGUAUCAUCCACCAAAUUAUAAUGUGUGGAAAAUGAUUAAUGUGCUGUUUAACCUGUGGACCUAAGUCAGUUCAACCAAUGAUUUCAGCUGGAUCAAUGAUGGGGUGGACAUGCAGAUCAAUCGACUCACUAGCUCGAUCACUGAACCAAUGAUUUGGAGCUUGUCACAUUUUACAACUAAUUUAGCCAUUUUGAGGAUGAAAAGGCAAAUGAUGAUAAGUGGCUUCCUAAAACCUUAGUUGGGAAAGGUUUAACUAGGCAGAGCUCAGGCAACACGAGGAGGGAUGUGGUAGAAGGCAGCUGAGAAGUUAAUCAGGUGAAGAAACACAUUGAACAAGGACAAGGACAUGAGGGUGGAAUCUUUUCAAUUGAAGCUCCCCUUCAUAUUUCCAAUGUCCAGCCAUGUAAGGUCGGGUAUGAAUAUCUGGAAGAUGGAAGCACGGGUCUCUAGAGGGCUUGCUGCAUCUGGAGCUAUAAUUCCUCGCCCUGAAAUACUAAAAGAAAGGAGAAAACCAAGACCUAGCUUUGUGGCAUCUUUAGGAGAUGAUCCAAUUAGUGAAUGGAUUCUGACAGAAGGGAAAGCCACACAAAUUACAAGAAUCAGUCCCAUUGGUGGAGGCUGCAUAAAUCAAGCAAACCGUUAUGUAACUGAUUCUGGUUCCUUCUUUGUGAAGACAAACAGAACAAUUGGACCAUCAAUGUUUGAAGGAGAGGCUCUUGGUUUAAAUGCAAUGUAUGCCACUCAAUCAAUUCGAGUUCCCAAGCCAUAUAAGGUGGGACCUUUACCAACAGGAGGUUCCUAUAUAAUCAUGGAAUUUAUUGAAUUUGGAUCUUCCAGAGGGAAUCAGUCAGUUUUAGGAAGAAAGCUUGCAGAAAUGCAUAAAACUGCCAAGUCUAGCAAGGGCUUUGGUUUCAAUGUCGACAACACUAUUGGCAGCACUCCCCAGAUAAAUAAUUGGUGUUCAGAUUGGCUUGAGUUCUUUGCUGACUAUAGAUUGGGUUACCAACUAAAGUUAGCACUUGACCAGUAUAGGGACUCGACGAUAUAUGAAAAAGGCCAGAAAUUAGCUAAGAAUCUCCAACCACUUUUCGAAGGAGUUGUCAUUGAGCCAUGCUUACUUCAUGGCGACCUAUGGAGUGGCAAUAUCAGCACUGAUAGUAAUGGUGAUCCUGUGAUAUUGGAUCCAGCUUGUUACUAUGGUCAUAAUGAGGCAGAAUUUGGGAUGUCAUGGUGUGCUGGAUUUGGAGGAUCCUUUUAUUCUUCAUACUUUGAGGUGAUGCCAAAACAGCCAGGCUUUGAGAGGAGGAGGGAUCUGUAUAUGCUCUACCAUUAUCUGAAUCACUACAAUCUAUUUGGUUCAGGCUACAGGUCUUCUGCCCUGUCUAUCAUAGAGGACUACUUAAGGAUGUUGAAGGUGUAAAUCCUACAAUUCAACAGUGUCCAGGGUUGGAAUUCAAGUUGUACAACUUAAUUUUCAAAUUGUCCUACGGUUUACAAAUUAGUUUUUUUGAUAUACAUAUUAAUCUCGUUACAUAUAGCACAGUCCACAGUGAGAAUUCU
Messenger RNA from Zingiber officinale, 2308 nucleotides. RefSeq names its product protein-ribulosamine 3-kinase, chloroplastic-like. Bases 1095 to 2168 code for a protein of 357 amino acids. The record is from RefSeq and is a predicted model, not a curated record. The transcript has 11 exons. NCBI's taxonomy places the organism in Eukaryota, Viridiplantae, Streptophyta, Magnoliopsida, Zingiberales, Zingiberaceae.